UACAGUGAGAAGUGUAAUGAGAUUCGGAAUAUUUCCGAACGCGGAAGAAGCGUUAAUGUUAACGGAACGAUAAAACGGUAGUCCCUCUGCUAUUUACCGUUAAAACGUUAAAGAAGAUAUUUAUUGUGGCAGAAUGUUUGGCAGAUCCUCGUGUUAUAACUAUGAGAUUCUUCCACAGAGAGAUGACAGGGACAGUAAUACUCCUGGCCUGUUUACAUCCGGUCAGUCUCAGUACAACAGCGGCUUCUCCUUUGAUUAUGUCCCUAAAAUAAAAAACAACGAUUUCACAGACGAAAGUCAAGGAUUAUUAUCACGGCUGUGUAACUGGGUUGUUAUAUUCCUGGUUUUUCUUUGUACGGUCAUCACAUUCCCCAUAUCCGCCUGGUUUGUUUUAAAAACAGUGCCCAACUAUGAGAGAAUUGUUGUAUUCCGCCUGGGUCGCAUCCGAGCUCCAAAGGGUCCAGGAGUGGUUUUGGUGCUUCCGCUCAUUGACCAGUGGCAAAGGGUGGACCUAAGAACCAGAGCUUUCAACAUCCCACCAUGCAAGGUGACCACUAGAGACGGUGGCCUGGUGUCUGUUGGAGCGGAUAUCCAGUUCCGGAUCUGGAAUCCUCUCAUGUCUGUGGUGGCAGUGCAGGAUUUAAACGCUUCCACGCGCCUUACUGCACAGAAUGCUAUGACUCAGACCUUGGGCAAGAGGACUGUGAGAGAGAUCCAGACAGAGAGAGUCAAACUGGGAGAGCACCUUGGGAUGGACAUAAAUGAUCUGACAAAGCCUUGGGGACUGGAGGUUGACCGGGUCGAGCUGACCCUGGAAAGUGUGCUCCGUGCCUCAGAUGAGUCUCACUCAGGGCCACUCAUUAUGCCUCCAUCUCUCCCUGGCCUAGAGGGUCUUACUGGACCUAUACAGCAGCUUGCCAUGCACUUUCUGGGACAAAGUACAGCAGCAUCUCCACCUGCUAAAGAUUCAGUGCUCUUCACUGACGAGGUGAGCACAGAGGCUCCAGCAACUGGAAGCAGCGGUGUGAUCGAGGAGCUUCUGGCAGCUGUGAGACUGGUGCUGUCUGAGAGCUUGGUUAGGCAAGUGGGAGCCUGCUUCCAGUUUCACAUCAGUACCAGCACCGGCCAGACCAGGAGCUACUAUGUGGAUCUAACUCAAAACAGUGGAACAUGUGGUGCAGGCGAGGCGACGCAGCCAGACGUGUCUCUCAGUAUGAGUGAGCAAGAUAUGAUGGCUAUGUUCCAGGGCAGUCUGCGGCCAGUCACAGCGUAUGGCAGCGGCAGAUUGAGAGUUCAGGGAGACUUGAACACUGCGAUGAAAUUAGACACACUUGUUAAACUCUUAUUAAAAAACAAAACACUUGUUAAAACCUCUAUGAUAUCUAGUUAUACUUGAAUUUAAUGUGGCCACACCCUACAAAUUUGUGUUAGAGCUUUAAAAUGUAAACAGUUGUUGUGACCUGAAUAUUUAUCAUAGCUAAAUGAUAUGAUAAUAAAUAUAAUAGGUUUACUGUAAAAGAAAUCAUAGAAAAACGAGCAACUGGGUUAAUAAUAGCCAUUGAGGACAGACCUUAAAACUUCUUUCUAGUAAAUCUGAAUAAAUUAGAAAAGGUUUUUGUGUCUGUGAAUCUAAAACAGGAUAUGUUUUUAUUGCACUGUUUGAACAUACUACUGUGUGUAUAUUUGUGUUUAAAUGUUAAAGAAUUUGUAGUAAAUUAUAUAUUUCAGUUGCAUGAUCACAUUUCAUACAUGUUAAUAUAUGUUCUUUAUAAUAAAAACGCU
This is a messenger RNA of Hemibagrus wyckioides, 1782 nucleotides long. It is a transcript of the gene stoml1, whose product is annotated as stomatin (EPB72)-like 1. Gene Ontology annotation, cellular component: plasma membrane. The coding region runs from base 134 to 1396 and encodes 420 amino acids. The record is from RefSeq and is a predicted model, not a curated record. The transcript is spliced from 6 exons. Lineage: Eukaryota; Metazoa; Chordata; Actinopteri; Siluriformes; Bagridae.